Messenger RNA from Carica papaya (papaya), 1082 nucleotides. NCBI's taxonomy places the organism in Eukaryota, Viridiplantae, Streptophyta, Magnoliopsida, Brassicales, Caricaceae. The record is from RefSeq and is a predicted model, not a curated record.
AUGUUCUAAAUGCUGAUGAAGUUGGAAGCUUCCCUGAAAAUAGAUACUCAAAGAAGUCAUCAGAGGUCUGCUGAAAGUUUUAUGGAUCACUCUCAAGAUACAAAGAAUGGUUCUGGUCCUGAAAACAACGUUCUUCCAUCAGUGGUGCUUUCAAAUGUCCCAAAUCCAGUGGAAUCUGAUCUGGAGCCUGCUACAAUAUACAAAGCAGCAGAUUAUACCACUGGAUUGGCUAAUUCUGUGGCUCUCUCCAACUUGCGAACAGAACAAAACACAUUUGCGUCUGUUGGAAAUGUUGUUAUGCCUCCCCAAUCUUUGCAGGAAUCUGUUCCCGUUGCAGCUGAGAACAUGGUUUACCAAUCCAAUUCCCAGUUAUGGCAGGGUAGACCAUGUAUAACUGGGUCGACUCUUCUAAAUGAUACAAGUGAACAGAAUGACCUUAACAUUGAAGGUGGAUCGGUUAGUUUAUCAACUGCCUAUUCUCAAGGGAUAUUGAAUGCCCUGACUCAAGCUCUGCAAUCGUCAGGAAUGGAUUUAUCACAGGCUAGCAUCUCUGUGCAAAUUGAUGUCGGCAAGCGAGCAAAUAGUGGCUUUUAUCCUGCUGCAUCGGGUUCAGAGGAUCAUGAGAACCAAAUCCCAAACAAUCAAAUGAUGUUGCAAACUGGAGUUCAGAACUGUAAUGAAAGUUCUGAUCAGCCUCAUAAGAGGGUCAGAAGAUAAGAAAGCUUAUGUAUUAUUCUGAUCACCUGUUCUUUUAGUUUUUCCAGUUUGUUACUUACAAGGGGUGGGGUUCAUUGUUUUCACCAUAAUCUACAGAUAAGCUAGGUUCUGACCGAUUGUACAUGGUUAUGCUCUUUGGUCUGCCUAGUUGCCAUGAUUUGGGGUAAAAAAAAUGUUGAACAUUCUUUUGUCUGUAUUUCUCUGUUAAGGUAGAGGCUUGGGAAGUUGCUGGUUAUCCCGAAGCAAUCUGUUUUGUAUGCAAAGGUUUAUUUUCUUACUUGGUUGUACAGUAUAGCGGGAUUCCUUGUGCAUGGGAUGCUUUUACUGCUUUAAGUUUGCCCAAAAUCCUGUCAUUUAGUAAGCAA